AAAAAGAAUUUUUAAAGUUAAAAAAAUUUGCAAAAAAAGGAAACAUCCUCAUCCGCUUUCCACUCUCCUUAAAUUGAAUCGAUAAACAAGUGGAAAGCCCAUUAGCAUUCGCAAUAAAAGAGAUAAAACCUAAACCAUAUUUUGAUUUCGAUCCCCUUUUGAACAAGAGACAGCGAUUCAUUGAGGGAGAGAGCACGAUGGGCAAAUCUUCAUCUUCCUCUAAGAAACUUAAACGCUCCUCUAAAGAAGAUCCCUCUAAGUUGCGAUCGGUGAAGAAGAAGACGAAGACGAAGAGAAGCAAAUCGAAGAAGAUUCGUCGGAUUAAAGACUCUUCUUCUGAUGAGAGUGAUUCAGAUUCUUCUUUCUACUCUUCGAGCUCUGAAGAUGAUUACAGGAGAGAGAAGAAGCGUAGGUCUAAAGUCAGCAAAAGGAAGAAGAGGUCACGCAAGAGGUAUUCUAGUAGUAGCGAGAGUGAUGAUGAUAUAAAGAAAAAGAAAAGGUCUAAGAGGAAGGACCAACGUGUAGUGACCAAGAAGAAGAGAAGUAGGAGAGAUUCGAGUUCAAGCUCCACUAGUAGUGAUGAAGGCAGUGAGAGUGAUGGAAUGAGAAUCACUAGAGAGAAAGGAAGAAGAGUUAAGGAUGCUUCAGAGGAACCUGAUGAAUGCUGGCAAGUGGAGGAUGAGAAGAAGAACUCCAAAAAGCUUAAAUCGAUUGUUGUGGUGACGUAUAAUUACGAUGAUGGUGAUGAGAGAAAGGAGGGCAUGGUGGAUGGUGAAUCUGAUGAGAAUGUGAUUGUGGAUGACCAGAGAGACGGUGAAGAUACUACCCUCUCUUCUCCUGCUCAUGACUACAGACGUAUUGGGUAUGAUGAUUUCGAGGAGUUUACUAAUUCUGAAACUAGCAAAGCUUCUCAUCCAGUUAAUAGCUUGAAAGGUGAUGACUUGGAAGCUAUUCUAAAGGAAAGAGCCUUAGAGAAUUUAAAAAGGUUCCGUGGAGAGAGCCAGAGGAAUGGAACAGUUAGCAAAGAGGUGUCUUCUGUUUCCGAAGGAGAAACUCUGCAAACCGAAUCUGAAAAAUUUGAAGAGUCACAAGAGCGCCUUGAGGGAGACAAAGAUCUUGUGGCUUCACAAGUUGUUAAUGUGAAGGAAUCUGGAACAGGGUUGGCUGAUCUUCCCUCUCAACAGUCUGGUGAUACUGUCAAGGUUAAAGCUGGUCCUGGAAUUAGCUCUUGUACAACAACCAAACGGAAGUUGAUUAGACCGGUAUUGGGACAAGAAAGUGUAAACCUGGCUAGCAGGAAAGAAGCCGCUGCAUGUCAAGAUGCUGAAGCAGAGAGCAUCAAUGGCAAGAGUUGUCCAGAAAGUUCUUUAGCUCUGGCAACAAAGAAUGUAGGUGAAAGCAUAGAACCAACAAAAGUUAGCUCUACGUCUCCUCCUCAUGAUGAUACUGAGGCAUUAGAUGAAAACAAAGGAGAGUCUCAGUCUGAACAGAGGACAAAUGAUGAGUCACAGUACGAAAAGAAAACAAUGACUGUGAUGAGGGGUGGAGAAAUGGUUCAGGUAAAGUUCCUGCCAUGCUUAGAAUAUUGAUUUCAUUGUAUUUGUUAGGUGAGUUACAAGGUCUACAUUCCUAAGAAGACUUCUUCUUUGGGAAGAAGACAACUGAGGAGGUGAAGCGAUGACAAGAAGAGAUACUACUCUAUAUCGACAUAUUUCUAUUUUUUUUUUCUAAUAGACUUGUGAUAACACCAAUUUUAAAUUAUCAUAGACUUGAAUCUUUUGAAUCCAACAAUGAAGAGUACAUUAAGUUUCAAUGUCAAAUGUAGCCUCUUACACAACUCUACUAGACUCUCUGAUCAUUAGGCAUUUUUUUUGUUAUCACGUUUUCUUUGCUAAUGUUUUAUGUUAUAGCCUC
Molecule: messenger RNA, 1914 nt
Organism: Brassica rapa (field mustard)
Lineage: Eukaryota; Viridiplantae; Streptophyta; Magnoliopsida; Brassicales; Brassicaceae
Product: transcriptional regulator ATRX homolog
Source: RefSeq, a predicted model, not a curated record